Phaedon cochleariae (mustard beetle) is the source of this 609-nucleotide messenger RNA. The record is from the annotation of a GenBank genome assembly. Lineage: Eukaryota; Metazoa; Arthropoda; Insecta; Coleoptera; Chrysomelidae.
AUGAAAUUAAACGAUGUGGUCGGAGUACCAGUACCGCAUCCCGUAGGAGUACCAGUGCCGCAAAUCAUCAAAGUACCGGUGCCGCAGCCGUACGCUGUCCACGUACCGGUACCCCAUCCCAUAGCGGUACCCAUCUACAAGCUGGUACCGCAGGAAAUCGAGAAGAAGGUGCCCAUCACCGUAGAAAAGCUGGUACCCGUGUACGUGGACAAGCCGUACAAGAUCGUCAUCGAGAAACACCAUCCCGUGUACGUGGACAAGCCUUACCCCGUACACGUGCCGGUGUACAAGCACGUACGAACUAGACAAGCCCAGUCAGCACAUCCUUUCGUCGUCAACCUCGAAAGAUGUCGAACAGCACUUUAUCAAGACUCCUUCAUCCAUAGAACGGCUAGGCUCUGGAAUUCAUUGCCUGUGGAAAUUGGAUUCAUGCCCGGCGUGCAUUCUCGUGCCAUGCUAAUUCGCAGCAAUUUGCCGCCGAACUGGGGUAAUUUGAAUUUUUACGAUUGGUCUAGACGAUAUUAUUGUCGAAACGUUGUUUUUUGUGUCGAGAAAAAGUUCGAAGUAGUUGAUAUCGUAAUUACUGGAGUUUCGCCUGAUUUACGUUGA